Effrenium voratum is the source of this 2871-nucleotide messenger RNA. Lineage: Eukaryota; Dinophyceae; Suessiales; Symbiodiniaceae. The record is from the annotation of a GenBank genome assembly.
AUGUUGGGCUCAUACCUCCAUCCUGACAGCGGUGAUGAGAUCCUCAUCUCAGCUGACAGUCGAGGCUACAUUUGGAUCGGAAAUGAGGAGCGCUUGACCUUCGACUUUGACGAGGAAGGGUUCAAGUUGAUCCCGGCCGAGGGGAGCGAUCAUAAGGUCGAGAUCACUUUCGAGCAAGAGGAAGGCAUUGUGUCUGCAGCCAUUCGCGAGGAUGUGCGCUAUGAGCGGCUGGUGGGCAGCAUGGAGCUAAAAGUCCGAGAAGGCCCUGUCCAUUUGUCACUUGCUGAGGUGAAGCGUGAGGGGGAAAACGUCCAUGCUUUCAUUUGCAACGUGGUGCAAGACCCCAACGACUGGCGUGACUUCAGCGUCCUGGCUGCGAUCGCAACGAGCGCUCACUUGAACAAUGGCAAGCCAGCAGUCAUUGUUGAUGACACCUCACCCGCAGAUGAUGAUGCUAUUCAGGAUCUUCUGGACCGUUUGCAGCCGAACCAAGUUACGGUUUUCCGCUGCGAAGAUGAAGACAGCCAAGGCCAGAUCAAGGGCUCAGAAUCUGCCCAAGUGGCCGAGCGCACAUGCAAUAGUUUGUCGCAGAUGAACGAGUAUGUGGCAGACACGUGGAAAGGGGAGAUCAAAACGGCAUGUGUGGUGUCCAAUGCAGACUAUGGACAAGCCUUGCUGGCCACAUCUUUGGCCUGCUUGCUGGAUGCACCGCUCUUUGUCACUGACGGCCCUGUGGCUGACGCCAAUCUGGAAGAGCUUCUCCCUGACUUCGGAAGCUAUCCGUUGAUCGUGGUGGGUGACAAAUUGGAGGGCAGCAAGGCAGAAGUUGUGGCCAUCGCCGGUUUCUCCGAAGCCCUGGCUCAUGCGAAGAAGGCCGGGAUGACAGUGAACUACAUCGCCUUGACCAACCCGGCAGACCGCAACACCCGCAAGCUGUCUUUGACUGCCCCAGUCUAUGCAGCAGCGCAUGGUGGCAUGGUGUUGCCCGUUAAGGAUGUGGGCAUCGGGAAGCCAGGUGCUUUGGAUGGGGAGCCUCUCAGCAAGGUCAAGGACCAGCUGGGAGCAGCUUACUCAGCCCUCGGGCAGCACCCGCGCUUCUUGAACCUCGUGGGCAGCCCCGAAGCCGUGCCAGCCUGCAAGACCACGCACGACGUCAACAACUGCAAGGACUUCGCCGUCACGGACUACCAAUACGCCACAGUGAAGUUCAACCUGGACGAUGCCCAUGAGAUUGCCGUCUCCAGGUGCUUUACGGAGUCGGCGACGGCGGGAUUCCUUCUUGCCACGCGCUCGGUGAACUUCUCCAUCUUGCACGGGGAGUGGAAGGACAAAUUCGUGGACGCUGGGCUUUGGGGCUUCCCAGAGCUGCGGAAGAUGUUCCUGAAUGUGGGCUACAGCUUGGCGAGCUGCCAGGAGGAUGAGAGCAAGCCCCUGCACCAGGUGGACUUUGAGAAGAAGAACAAGUCCAUCGAGGCAGCGGCCAUCCUCCACAAAGAUCAUUCCGGUUGGUCUGGGCUGGGCCAGUGCAUCCACCGCCACACCAACGCAAUGUUUGCCCCGUGCGUGAUGAUCUCAGGGGGCUGCCACGCCGCUGGCAUCGACGAAGGCGUGCCUUCCUGCGCCAGCCGCGUGAUGGCUCGCGGGGGCGUGUGCUUCACGGGCGCCGCCCGGUGCCCCACAGCCAUCGCCACCCUUUGGGGUGUGGCCUUCUACAACGAGCUGCUCUACGAGAACGGCGGCCGCACCUUGGGGGAGGCAAACAUGCAGGCCCACAACAAGUUCCUGGCACACCACCUCAAGGGGGUGUUCCUGGGGAAGUACACGUUGGUGAAUCGAUUCACUUUGGGUGAUCCUGCCCUCCGGCCCUUCCCUCAAAAGACGCCCAAGAUCUCUCCAGCAAAGACAUCCUUUGAGGGCGACACGGUUACAGUGACGGCGCCUUCUGAGUGGACCAUGGUACCCGUGCAUCCGGAUCAAACCAAGGAGUGGAAGUUCGAAGGCAGCUUGUACGUACCAGUGGGUCCUGGCUGUUCGCCAGAGGCCCAGUGGUGUCGCGCGAAGUACGAUAUGCAGAAGGCCUACUAUCAGCUCGUCAUCAAAGUUCCGGGCAAUGCCAAGGGCGUGGAGCUGAAAUCUUUGACAUAUGAAAAGAAUGGAGAAGAGGUCACGGCAAAAGCAGCGGUGGAGCCCGACCUUGAUCCUGUUUGCGGGCAGUACGAGUGCUCCCUAUACGUUGACAAAGGCAAUGCCAAUGACUGGCACUACGUGACCGUGACAAAGGAUGAGGGCUCUGGGAACUACAAAUGGACCAACAAGGCCGGAGUCUCCUGGACGUUGGAUGCGCAAACGCUGGACAUCAAAGAGGAUUGUCCAUAUCACAAAGACGGUGCUCACAAUGAACCGCGGAGGAACGCGAAAGGCAUCGUUAAAACGAUGCGGUUCAACGGAGAGGCCUACUUCCGAAACGGCCUCUGGUCAGACGAUGCCGCUGACCUGUCAACCGCGACGAACAUGUGGUGGCAUGGUGAGCCGGAGGGCAUCAAGGAGCUCAGUGAUGGCAACAAGCUGCUGUUUGUGCCAAUGAAAAUGAUUGACUACGACCAGAAGGAAGGCAAACUCCAGUCGUUUGUCAAGAGCUUCACUAUGCAGGUGGUCCUGGAAGACGGCGAAGCGGACUUGAAGGCAAUGAACAAGCCGCCAGAACCUGCGCAGCGGGGCGGAGGAGCCCUGUUUGCGAGCACCAGGAAGAUGCGGGAGUUCAAGUCGCUCUUGGAGGAUGCCGAGAAGCUAUUGGAGUACGACUCCACGGACAAAGAGGCUGCGGAAUGGAAAGCGCUGGCUUUGGAGGGGCUAGGCAAGAGCAAGCGGUAG